Parathielavia appendiculata is the source of this 1551-nucleotide messenger RNA. Its product is annotated as carbohydrate-binding module family 20 protein. Bases 34 to 1203 code for a protein of 389 amino acids. Lineage: Eukaryota; Fungi; Ascomycota; Sordariomycetes; Sordariales; Chaetomiaceae. The record is from RefSeq and is a predicted model, not a curated record. Gene Ontology annotation, molecular function: starch binding. The transcript has 2 exons.
AACCAAAUCCAACCAAGUCCAAGAAGCGACACAAUGAAGCUGACGUACUUAGCUGUCAUCCUCUCGACAGCAGCGUCGGUCCAUGGCCACGGAUACCUAACCAUCCCUUCCAGUCGAACUCGGCUUGGCGCAGAGGCUGGUCUCGAUUCCUGUCCCGAAUGCAACAUCCUCGAACCAGUUCAGGCGUGGCCAGAUCUCAACGCCGCACCAGUGGGCCGAAGCGGUCCCUGUGGCUACAAUGCGCGGGUGAGCAUCGACUACAACCAGCCGACGGCAAACUGGGGCAAUUCAGUGGUCGCCAGAUAUUACCCGGGGCAGGUCGUCGACGUGCAGUGGUGUGUCGACCACAACGGUGACCACGGCGGCAUGUUCAGCUACCGCAUCUGCCAGAACCAAACCCUCGUCAACAAGUUCCUCACCCCAGGCUACCUCCCGACCCAAGCCGAGAAGCAGGCUGCUGAAAACUGCUUCGAGGCCGGGACACUCUCAUGCACCGAUGUGUCUGGGCAAGACUGCGGCUACAACCCGGACUGCUCGCCCGGUCAACCGUGCUGGCGGAACGACUGGUUCACCUGCAACGCCUUCCAAGCGAGCACCCGGCGCGCAUGUCAAGGCGUCGACAACGCGCCUUUGGGAUCAUGCUACACCAGCAUCUCGGGCGGGUUCCCUGUCACCAAGAAGAUUCGGAUCCCCAACUACCAGUCGCCCCACACGUUGCUGUCCUUCAAGUGGAACUCGUACCAGACCGGGCAGAUUUACCUCUCGUGCGCCGACAUCGCCAUCACCGGUGACGGACCAACCUCCCAGAGCAGCUUGAGUGCAACGACCUUGACGACCAGCACUGUCUCGUCCACAACUACUACUCCGAGCGCGUCUUGCACCGCAGCCGCCGCCUCUGUGGCGGUGAUCUUCAAGGAACGCGCGACGACAAGCUGGGGCCAGGUCAUCAAAAUCGUCGGCUCGAUUCCUGAGCUUGGGAAUUGGGAUCCGUCAGCUGCGCCGGCCUUGUCGGCGUCGGAGUACACCAGUUCCAACCCGGUCUGGGCCUACACUGCCCACCUGACUGCCGGCACCAGCUUCCAGUACAAGUUUGUCAACGUGGCCAGCAACGGCGCUGUGACCUGGGAGAGCGAUCCCAACCGGUCGUUUACCGUGCCGAAAAGCUGCAGCACGACUGCGCUGAGCGAGACGUCGUGGAGAUGAAGCCCGGCAGAGAAAGGGUCUGGUAGAUUGGGAUUCGGGAGGGGAUGAAUAGAGGCCAGGCUCGAUAGCGCCCAUCGCUCCGGGCGUUGCCUUGGUACGGUUAUGCGCGAGCAGAUUGAGGAGCAAACAAGGGGUUGUUGAUCUAUUGGAAAUCCGCAUGGUGGCGCUGUCUGUGUGUCUGUGACUUAUCAUUUAGUUUUUCGCAAUCUCAAACGCAGGCAAGUAUCGAGAUCUAAGCUCCACGAGUCGCGAGAUGAGUCGCGAGAUGCGUCUCUUGUGGCGUACGCACCAAUAUUUCUGCGCGGCUCGGACCCCGCCGCGCCUGGUUAGCUGCAAGUCAAACUGGUC